AUGACGAGGAAGUCUCUUUCGAGUGGGGAGUCAAGCGAGAGUGACGAAUGGGGAGGGCAUCUUGAGGGGAGCCAAUGGAGAGGCCAUCUCGAUAGCGGCGAGCAAAGUGACCCAGACGAGGACACCUUUGACUCAUGCAGUUCGUCUGAAUCCGACGACUCGAAAGGCCACCCUUCCGAGAGGGAUGGAGAAUCAAACAUAAAAAGAAUCAAUGAGUACAUCGAAAAGUUGGACAUCCUGAGGAACAAGUGCGAUCUAAAAAUAAGGCUGAAUCAGCAGAAGGAGAAGGAGAACCUCCUAAGUAACAUCGACAACAUAAACAUACAGGUGAAGAAGCACUUGUUGUUUAAGGGGAAGAUCAAUAAAAUUAACAACUCCCUUAGGGAGAAGUGCAACUAUGAUGCUUUUUCGCAGAUGGAAAAGAUCUAUAAGACCAUAUCGAAUGUUAACUCAUCAUACGAAUAUAUUACGUUAAAAAUUCAGCUGCAGGAUUAUAUAAGGCAGGUGGAGGGCUGCGUGAGGAGGAAUUACCUGGACGCCAUCGAGCCGCUAAACCAGUUUUUGCAGGUUAGGAGGUGUCUGUAUAGGUAUGGUCGGUCCGAGCUGCUGCGGGGGGGGAGCAGCCUCAAUGGGGGGAUCGCCUCAGGCCAUGGCUACCACAGCAAGGGGGCAGUCGCUCUCCUGACCAGCGAAGACGCGAUCAUUGAAAGCGACAUAAUCAAGUAUGUCCAGCAGAGGGAAAAGCAGCUGUCAGAGGACCAUCCCGAACAGAAUAACGAUGCACACCCACACUCGCAUGCGGAAGCACAGGCAUAUGCGCAGAUAUUCCAGACAGAUGAAGAGAACGUAAAAUUGCUGAACGGGUACUAUGACCAUGUGAAGGGUCUCAUCGAGGAUGAAAUCGGCGAGUGCAUAAAAUUGAAGGACGUGGAUGGGGUUAGGGCGAAGGUAGGACUGUACUUGAGUAUUUUUCGCACUCGGGGGGAUAAGAGGAAGCAGAAUGAUCAGAAUGAGCAGAGGGAGAAGAAAACGGACUCUUCUCAGGGGGGCGGUGAAGGGGGAGACGAGGGAUCCGAUGAGGAAAGCCGCCAUAAGGGAAGCGGGGUGGGCAGUCACGAUGAGGCAAGCGAAGUGGGAAGUCACGAUGAGGCAAGCGGGGUGAGCAGUCACGAUGAGGAGAAUCGCGUAGGAAGUGACAGUAGCGACCGCGGUGACGAGCACCAUGGGGGAGGACCCCCCGCUGACGUCGCCUUGGAGGAUCAGCUGCUCUACUUCGGAGAAUACCUGUUCGUGUGCCGCAUGGCCAUGAAGCUAGUCGAGCUGGAAGUGGAAAAGAAGCUGGAGCUUCUGACCAGGCAAGUAGUGAGCACAGAAGACAGCGUGUACGUGGAGUGCAUCAAAGGGACGUACACCUGCCUCUACAGACACAACGCCUUUUUGGAAACGCUUCUGGGAGAUCAUAUAGUUUGCAUUAUUUACAACAGGAAGGCGGAGCUAAUCUUUAAUAGAGUCGUAAAAUCGAUAUGCUCAAGCUUUUGCAGUCAGGCGGAGGUCCUACGGAUCGAUAACUACAAUGAGUUAACGAAAUUGGACAAAAACGUGGAGAUGUUGUCUCUACUUUGUUAUCAUUUUCAAAACAUAAAGAAAUUUUUACACCAGUUGGGGGAAGAGAAAUUUAGAAGAUUGGAUGCCAUGUUCGUUUUGGCUAGCUGGAUAAAUAAAGAGAUUUUUUCUGACCAGUCAGGCUUGUUUAAAAAUUUGCCUUACGUAAAAUGUAUACAAGAUUGCCUAUGUUCGUAUAUCGAUUAUGAGAUACUGUUUACGAAGCACUGCAUCGAUAAGGCAUUCGUUUUGACGGACGACAUUAUGCUGUCUUUGAUAGAUGACGAGAAGAGCAAGGGAAAAGACGCUAGAGAUUUUUACGAGAAUAUGGUUAACUUCGAGCAUAUAAUGAUGAGCUCUAGUAACAGCAAUGAGUACACUUCUACCCUGCUGGAUGAUGCGUUUUUCAUUUUCCAGAAGUCUGUGUGCAGGAGUAUAAAUAUGAAAGACAUUAACACCAUGUGUGUUUUGGUGAAUCACAUAAUUUUGUUCAUUGGGAGCACUCUGAAAAGGUACCUGAGUGAGAAUUUGAAAACGAGCAAAAGCAUAUACGCCGCGUUCAUUCACGAGGUUGGGAAUUUGAAGCCGUUCUCCUUCAGGGGUCUCCUUAGCAGCAUCGAUGAGACGAACUACAUGGAUGAGGGCCAGGGGAACAACCGCACCGUGGCCCUGGCACAGAACUUGGUGAGUUCGCUUAGCUACGUUCGGAGUGAAGCCCCGGAGGGGGUGGCAGGACGUAACGACCAUGCCAGUGGAAGUGCCGGCCGUAAUAAUGCGAUACGCGGGGGGGGGGGCGGUGAUACCUCUGUAAGCAGCGAGGUGAAAGGCAGUGGGAAGGGCAGUCGCAGUGGCAAGGGCAUGGGAAAUGACAGGGGCAUCUACGACUACCUGACGGCGGAGCACUAUGAGAGCCUCUUCAACCCUCUGUCGGACCGAAAAAACAUGGACAGUCAAACUAUUAACUCCAAGUUUAGCUAUCCUCACUGCGUGAACAACAUAGACUCCUGCCACCAGUACAUACAGAACUUCAAACAUUUCAUCCAUGAUUAUUUUGUGGACAAUUUCUUGAAGGAUGAAGGGGAAAAGAAAGAAAGGGGGAGGCAUAAAGGGAGGCACAAGGAGAAGAAACAGGAGAAGAAACAGGAGAAACAAACGGAGAAGCAGAAGCAAACGGAGAGGCAGAACUACCUCCUCAUGUUUGCCAACUCGUUUGCCAAUUACGAGAACCUACUUAUCGACUUCGAAAAACUGAGUGUCGAAAAUUGUAAAAAUCUGCUGAACAUUCUGAAGGUGCACUUUAUUGGGCAGCUGGUCGUCAUCGAGAGCGUCAAUUUUGAUAUAACGAGUGAGCAGUAUGCUUACUAUCAGCUGAACGAUCCAUACAUUAACGGCUUGGUCAGUCGAAUGAAGUUGAUCGUUUAUCACAUUUCGCUAUACUUCAAUCAGAACAUCUUUCAAAUAUGCGUUGGGUUGCUGGCGGAGAAGAUCUGCAAAUACAUCGAGCGAAUCGUGCGCACGAAGAAGUUUAGCCUGUACGGUUGCGUCCAAUUAGACAACGACAUCAGAAAUCUCAUGCUUUUCUUCACAUCUCUCACCAGCAUCAACGUGAAGAAGGAGUUCAGCAAACUGCUCGAAAUUUGCGAGUUACUAAAUAUAAACGAUUUGCAGGACUUUAAAGAUUUCUACGAGGAGAAUAAGAACAACUUGAGUUCCAGUGAGGUGGAGGAGAUCAUCUCGAUGCGGAAUGACAUUUCGGAGGAGCUCCUUGGGGCGAUCAAGCUGUACAUGAAUUGGGGCGCGUCUUAA
This is a messenger RNA of Plasmodium inui San Antonio 1, 3408 nucleotides long. RefSeq lists its product as hypothetical. The coding region runs from base 1 to 3408 and encodes 1135 amino acids. The record is from RefSeq and is a predicted model, not a curated record. The transcript has 2 exons. Lineage: Eukaryota; Apicomplexa; Aconoidasida; Haemosporida; Plasmodiidae.